Messenger RNA from Meira miltonrushii, 2915 nucleotides. RefSeq lists its product as uncharacterized. Gene Ontology annotation, biological process: regulation of DNA-templated transcription; DNA-templated transcription. Gene Ontology annotation, molecular function: DNA binding; zinc ion binding; DNA-binding transcription factor activity, RNA polymerase II-specific. The coding region runs from base 339 to 2843 and encodes 834 amino acids. The transcript has a single exon. NCBI's taxonomy places the organism in Eukaryota, Fungi, Basidiomycota, Exobasidiomycetes, Exobasidiales, Brachybasidiaceae. The record is from RefSeq and is a predicted model, not a curated record.
UGUUGCUGAUGCUGAUGCUGUUGGUGUCGCUACGCGUGUGCGCGGUUGUUUUGCAUUUUGUGCAUAUUUCCGAACAACAAUGCAAAAGCGGAGAUGUAAUUAACAUAAUCCCGCAAAUAUUCAAAAAAGGCAAAUAACCCUUCUUACCAAUCAAACAUUGCCAUCUUACCAUCACUUCAUCCAUUUUUUGAAUCACAUACUAGGCAGGCACUACAAGAUUGCCUUUUGCCCCCUUUUUUUCUCAUCCGACAACCACAAAGAUUGAACAGAAUAUGGUCAUUACUAUUUCAACGUGCUUGUAAAAAAUCACAAUCCCCGCCAGCUUAUCAACUUGCAAAAUGAGUAGCAACAACUUCCGUUCUUCUGAGGCUGGUCCAUCAUCAAAAAGACCAGGAAUGCAUAUCAACCUGCCAAAGCCACCCAAAAGGAGAAAAACACCAAGAGCAUGCGAUUAUUGUCGAGAACAUAAAUUACGUUGUGACUUUUCCCAUGAACUUACAACCGCUGAAGGUCAGCCAGUAUGCAAACAUUGCGCUGAUUUCGGAAUCGAAUGUAACCUUUCUUCUCCGUCUGAACGAAGAAGGGGUUCAGUAUUACAUUUGGAGGGCUCUUCACUUUCUGCUCCCGAAACUUCUCCUUCUGUUUUAUGGCAAGUCGACGAAAGGGAAAUAACCGAUGCGAGAUAUUCAGGUGAAUCUUCCCUUUCUGCAAUCAUUUCUCAAUUCAUCGUAAUGGUUGGUGGAAGAGAGCAACAAUUACGUUCCGUUCAUAGACAACUGAACGCAGAUGGUGUUCAGCCUACAGGUUAUGAUAACUUUCUGUUGCUUCCUCUAAUACGGUAUCCGCCCCCUGCUGAACCUGGAGAGAAGAAGUUAAUUCACGCAAAAUUGGAUCGCGAUACUAUUAGACUUCUAAUAGAUCAUUACAUAGAGUAUCUUCAACCACUUAACGCUGUCGUUACCAAGAAUGAAGUCUUUCAGUUGGUAGAUCUAGGCCAAAGUGAAACGCCAAUAACAAAACUUUCCGGUUUAGCAUUGGCCGUCUUGGGUGCUUCUGCUAUGUUUCGUGGUAUGCCGAAAUUCACAAGAGCGGCACUCUUAUUCCAUCUUCGACAACGCAGGACAGCAAUUUUUCGGACAUCUCUUGAAACAGUGCAAAUGUUGAUCAUCUUGAGUCAAAAUAUCGAAUUGAUGGCUCCCGAUACAAAUGAUGCUGCUGGAAUGAGUUUGAACUUGACUGGCCUUGCUGUUCGAAUGGCGCAUGAUCUGGGUCUACAUCGUGAUUUGACAAGUUUAGGAGUUCCUCCUGCCAAAUUACGCAAAAUGGCAAGAAUAUGGUCCGCUCUGGUCAUUCAAGAUAGAUGGUAUGCACUUUGUUAUGGACAGCCAAGUUUGAUUCAUUUGGAAGAUGGUGAUGCUGCAGAACCUUCACAAUACGAUGACGAAGAUGAACCAAGAAAGAUUCAAGCCAACAUUCACGCUUCCGGUCGACCUCCAAAUCAAACCCAUAUUGCCCAUUACAGAAUUGCUUUGCUUGUUGGACGAUUGCAUAAGAUCGUCUUUGGACCUAAAGGCUUACGUCCUUCUUCUUUCAAAGAAUUCAGAUCUAUUGUUGAGGAAAUCAAUGAAUGGAAGGCCACCCUUCCGCCUGCUCUUUGGUUCAAUUUGCGCUCCACCCAACCUCCAACGGUCGAAGCUGGGUUCUUGUAUUCCCUUCGUGUUUGUAUGGACUUUUUGAUCUAUCGUGCAUGUUUAAGCCUUCCACCUGAUCAAAAGAACAUUCAAAGGCCUGACGUUUGGUCCGUUCUCGUUCGUGAUUCAGCAGAUGCAUUGGAAUGGCUUGCAAGUUCUGAUGGUUUACGUUGUUUGGAUUCUUAUUCGAUCGUGAUGUAUUUCAUGAUUCAGUGCAGUAUCAUUCACUUUUACGAGUCAAGCAGAGGUGGAAGCUUGCAUAGCUUACGUGUCGCCAGACAAUGCUUGCAAAAUCGUGGUACAGUUGCUACUCAACUUGCAUCUCGUCGUGGUAAUGUCUAUGAUCCAUAUGGAGAACAAGAUCAAGAUUCAGAAGAAGCCUCGACGGGAGGCAAACGUGGAAACCAAUCAGUAUCGCGAAACGGUCGACCUGGUUUGCAAAAUACAUCGCCCUCGCCUGAAUCGGCUGGAGGGCCUCCAAGAUUGUUGCGAUUACGUGUAAAGAUUUCUGCUUUGGUCAGUAUGUUGCUCGAAGUAGCAGAACAUAGAAGGGCGGCAGUCUUAGCACGUAACGAACAAUCUGAUGCUCAAAACCACAGGCGUAGAAUUCAACAACAAUCUUCUGAGAGUUCACACGCACGAUAUGGUAAUGGUAACAUAUACUCGUCCAACGAUCAUAACAACGCCUCGCCAAAUCCGGCCAACGGAAGACAUCCUUCUCAAACUCCUCAUGCCAGACAACAUAGUGCACCUUCCCAUCAUUCGUCUCCAACGCAAAACCAUCCGACAGUAAGCUCUGACGGAAGUAGCGGGUCUCAUCAACCUCGCUCGGACCCUGCUUUUCAUUCAAAGGAGCAUCAUAUGCGUAUGCAUGGCAGAAUGAGUGAACAUGAUAAGCAAGGUCAAUCUCCACAACAAAGCAUGGCAAUCAUGCCACCGGGUGGAGUGAUUUAUUCUACAAAUCAAUCUGAAGCUGGUGAAAGCGUUCGUGGUAGUCUAAACGAUUCUUCUUCAAUGGCUUCUCUUUCGCCGAACAACAUUGAAGAUCUAGAUUUGAUGACUUUGCAACGUUGGGCAGAUGCACUUCUACGAAAUCCAACUUCGUUCGAACAACAACAGCAUGCCAUUAAUGGUAGAAAUUUUGCAGUUUAAAUUUCUUUAGUAUUUUGUACUUAUAUAUUUAUAUUGUUGUCUCUGACUAAUCAUAUUGACUUUCAUGCUCUC